Molecule: messenger RNA, 986 nt
Organism: Neodiprion virginianus
Lineage: Eukaryota; Metazoa; Arthropoda; Insecta; Hymenoptera; Diprionidae
Exons: 5
Coding region: 76-912 (278 amino acids)
Source: RefSeq, a predicted model, not a curated record
GGUAUAUAUACAUAAGUAUAUGGACAUAAUUGAAUUCUCAGCAUCAGUAUAUCGACAUCUCGGUAAUCGUGCAAAAUGCGGCGCUGUGCCGCAAUACUGUGCUUCUUCCUGAUCGCGGCUCAAACAUCUUUCGCAGAGAUAUGCGAACCCAUUGACUCAACCGACUUGAACCUUUUACCCGCCGAGUUCGCAGUGGGCGCAGAAAGCUUUCCGGUGCCAAAUUUGGAAAUAAAUGAUUGCACGGCGGCUGGAUUUCGGGAUACUUUGACACAAGCAGUCGUAAUUUACGGCCGGUCUUUAGUAACUAAUGUUUACGAACAGGCGAAAAUUCAGGGUAAGGUUCUAAUAGACGAUAUUAACGAGCUCGCUAACGAAUGGCAGUCGUCGAUUCAAAUGAUGCGCACGAAUCAGGGUGUCGAGGAAGUCUGUGAAAUCGAAGACGUCAUGAAUCAGAUUGCGAUGCAGUUUCAAGAAUUCUUAUCACUGUCACCUGGACCUGGAAUUCCCGUGCAACCGCCGCUGCCGCCCUUGCCGAUACCAAAUGUACAGCUGAAUCCUGUAGUGCGUCCAUUGUCGCCCCAAAGCCUGUUCGUGAAUUACAACGCCACGUUGUACGAGAUUUCCUCGAACAUCUACGCGUACAUGGAUUUGAUAUUGUUGACGGGGUGGAAUACUGCAUGGUCCUAUUACGAUAUCUUCGGAAUGCAAAGUCGCAAUGAGAUCCUGAAUGACAAGGUAUUAGAGGUUUACAGACGAGUCGCAUUGCAAAUCAAUAUGGAAUGCGAUUUCAUUAAGGAUAAAGUCAACCCGGCCCUUUGGGAAUCUUACAAGCUUGCUGCUGAUCGCAUAGAGGCGGAAUGGAACGCUUACCAAGUCUACAAAAGUCAAGUAGCAUGCGUAGCAGUCCUGUGAAGUACGUUGAAGGAUAAACUUGGUUCUGUCUGCGUUGAUAAGAACAUUGUUAAACACAAUCAGCAUAUGACUAA